Molecule: messenger RNA, 633 nt
Organism: Bipolaris zeicola 26-R-13
Lineage: Eukaryota; Fungi; Ascomycota; Dothideomycetes; Pleosporales; Pleosporaceae
Exons: 1
Coding region: 1-633 (210 amino acids)
Source: RefSeq, a predicted model, not a curated record
AUGAAGUACGCCACCGCCACAAUCGCCGCCGUCACCAUGGCUCUCGCAUCCGCAAAGGACUGCAACCUGCCCCCCAUCUCUGAAGCCGUCGUCCCCGGCGACGUCUUUAAGCUCGUGGCUCUCCCCAAGGUCGCCAAUGAGAUCGAAUGCGAGCCCUUCCAAGCCAAGAACAACGACCUCCUGAUCGGCGAUAGUUUCCAGAGCGCAAACUGCACUACACGACUCCCCCGUGACCAUGCGUCGUUCGUCCUCAACGGUCAGGGUCUCCUCUUCCUCUACACCGGCGACACGCCCGACAACUUCGAAGCCCAGGAGAUAUUCGUCGACCGCUCUGGCAUGGGCCAAGGUAACAUACAAUACACCACCGGCCUCCCUGCAAAUAUUGGCCGCAACCAGGAGUUGGGUCCUUUCAAGAUUACCGAGACUAGCGACCUUGUCUUUGAUAACGGCAAUGGUGCCGUUACGGCUUUCCAGGCUUGUCCCCCAGCUGACGGUGACAAGUUGACAGGCUGGAAGGUCUGGCUUGCGGGCAAUGACAAGCCGGCCGGUAGCGAGGGUUGUGUUGAGCUGAAUGCUAGAGCUGUCAAGGAGACGAACCCUGAGGCUUGCGAGUACUCCGUUUACAAAGCUUAG